Molecule: messenger RNA, 2655 nt
Organism: Carassius gibelio (silver crucian carp)
Lineage: Eukaryota; Metazoa; Chordata; Actinopteri; Cypriniformes; Cyprinidae
Exons: 13
Coding region: 1-2655 (884 amino acids)
Source: RefSeq, a predicted model, not a curated record
AUGGGCGUGAUCAGCUACGGUAGCCGUGUCGCAGCCGUAAUUCGCCGCACACGUGUUCUGUGUCAUCAGAGGGCGAGGCUAACCAUCCUUUUCAGUGUCAGGCUAAGACACACAAAACUGCAUAGCAAUGCCCCCAAUUAUCACUACCAGUGUGGGGUGCCUGACUGUUCACAGAGGUGCAAGAACCAGUUCCGAUAUGAAGUUAACGAUGGUAAAGACAAACCAGCAGACCUCUCUCCCAGCAGCGACAAGCUCAGUGGGCAUGCAGUUCAGAACUGGUGUUUGCUUAGACUUCUCCCACUCAUGGUGGGUGACAGGAUUAAAGAUCCCUGCGAAAAUGAGGUGUGGCAAAUGAUUUUGCAGCUGAGGGAGAUUGUUGAGCUCAUCUGUGCACCGGUCAUUACGGAGGGCCAGGUUGCGUAUCUUAAAGUCCUCAUAGAGGAGUACAUAGACAACAGGACAAGGCUUUUCCCCAAUGCCCCCCUCAGACCAAAGCACCAUUAUCUGUGCCACUAUCCAUCUCUCAUCAUCCACUUUGGCCCACUUAUUCGCCUAUGGACACUCCGAUUUGAGAGCAAACAUACAUUUUUUAAACAGUGUGCCAGAAAAUUGCACAAUUUUAAGAAUUUGUGCAAAACUCUAGCAGAGAGGCACCAACUUCUACAAGCGUACUUGAGUGCAGGAAACUUGUUCCCUCCACUUGUACAAGCAGAAAAGGGUACUGAUUUUCAUGUUGACGAUUACAAUGACAGGAUCAGGGCAUCUGUAGCCAGUUGUCCAUUCCAGUUACAGUCGGCAGUGGCUUCUAACUAUGUUACAGUCAAAGGCACAGAUUACAGAAGGGGGAUGCACAUUUUACUAGAGAACAGUGAUGAAGGGCUUCUUAUUGGGAAGAUUAUGCUAAUUAUUGUUGUUCAUAAUUCGGUCUAUUUUGUCUCAGAGAAACAUACUUUUGUAAAGUUAUGUGACACAGGUGUGUACUGUGACCUAGGAGUGGCCCAAGACAAUUAUGUGUGCAUUAAGCAGGAAGAUCUACUGGACUACUAUCCUCUUUCAGCAUACAAUGUAGGCAGUAUGAGCAGGGAGGAAAGUGAGGAUACAGGAUAUGUGAGGAGAGAUGCCAAGGAAGCAGUGAUGUCAUACUUGCCUGAUCUCCCUGAUGACCUUCUUACCACCAUGCUGGAUGAGCUUGGGGUCGAGUCUAUUGAAGAUCUGACCUUGGUGGAGGAGAGGGAUCUGGUGAAAUACCUCAAACCUAUCCAAAGUCGGAAGUUAAUGAAGGGCAUCAAGGACGGACUUGCUACUCUUAAUAUGGAGUUGGUCUCUGCUCCUGAUCCAAGUGCUCCAAGUUCCCCAACUCCCUGUUCUCCAAACACAACAUUCCAGCCUCCAAAUCAGCUGUUGCCCAGCCCUCCAAGCACGUCAAGCGCUUUACAGUCUGGCAUACCAUGGCAUGUUGACUUUCGUCUCAACUGGGACCAGGUGUCAUCAGCCAUUCGACUUAGAGUGGAAAAAGAAGAAAGACCAUUGCCAGACGAGAGAAGGGCCUUUGUGGCCAUGCUCGUGGACCAAAUGAUGCAGCAUGACCGCAACCCAACCAGAGCCAUGUGCCACAGCGUUGUGAGAAACAUUGUCAGGAGCCAUCCAAAAUCAUUUGGCGACAUUGGCAAGUAUGGUGAUACUGCUGGAGACGGAUGUCACUCUCUUCUGCAACAAGUAAAAACAAGAGUGGAGUAUAAAAAUAGGAAUAAAACUCUUGCUCAACGCCGCAGAGAAAGAAGACCACGCACGGGAAUGGCAGGAGAGGCCAGACUGGCAAGAGGUCCUGUUGACCAAUACGGGUGUGUCAGGUGGGGCCCAGCAGAUUUGCCAGAGGGGGAGACUGAGGCAACGUUGGAGAAUAUAAAGAGGGAUCUGCUGAACAUCUACUCAGAGGAAGGAAUGAGUGGGGCAGAGAGAGCAGAACCAAUGAUGGAAAAGACAUAUGUCAUCCUGCGGAAAUACCUUAACAAAGUGCCUUCUGCAGCAAUGUCUGAGAUCAAACAGGAAUGGCCAUUUCUCUUCUCUCAGAAAUGCCUAUUCUCGCACUUUAACCUUCUGACGGACGUCAAUGUCCUUCAGAAGCUACAGGAGGCAAUUAGUCGACGAGGACAGACCAUCCUGGAUUACUGUGCAACACUGGACAACCCCAAGAUCCGUGAUGUUCUGGCCUGCUAUGAUCCAGACUCUGACAAGGCUGCCUGCAUCCUGCUGCUCCUAAUGUUGUACUUCAGAGAGCCGAAAGAGAGUUUGAUGCUUGAAGUUGAUCCAUGUGCCACUGCUGUGGACGUCAAUACUGCAGAACUCCCCGGCACCCCCUGCUUGAUCAUUCAAGGUGACAUGAUGAAGCCCUCUGGAUGGCUUUUGUCAAUCGAGGGACAUGUCGUGAUGGGCCCACACCCUUUCUUUUUACACGGAGUAGCUGCUUUCUUCAGCAGCUAUUACGUAUUCAACCUUGAGUAUCCUGCCGCUGGAUCUUCAACGCUGGAGUUCAUUCAAAGAUGCUUCCUGGGCAUCAAUCCUGAAAGAGGCUCAAAGACCAAGAAGCGGACAACAAUGAACCCUCAUGUGAGCACCCUUUUGAGGAAACUUAUUGACUUUGAGUGGGCAUCAUAG